This is a messenger RNA of Truncatella angustata, 618 nucleotides long. RefSeq lists its product as uncharacterized. The transcript has 3 exons. Lineage: Eukaryota; Fungi; Ascomycota; Sordariomycetes; Amphisphaeriales; Sporocadaceae. The coding region runs from base 115 to 477 and encodes 120 amino acids. The record is from RefSeq and is a predicted model, not a curated record.
GCACGGUGCUCCCGGGAAGGGGAAGCUCUCCUCGCACACCAACCCUCCCAAGACACACACACUUUGGCUCUCGUUCUUUUUCUCAGCAUACAACCGAGGAAGUGAAAUGAUCAAAUGAGUUGGAACGUUCUGGGAGCUUGCAAUAUCCUGUUGCUUGUGGCCGCCGGAUUUAAGUUUGUCUUCCCCCACGAUCUGAGUAAACUCUCAAACCUGUUCAACACCACGGCUACGGCAAACCAUAUUAUCUCCAUCUAUGCACCCUCUCAGGGACGCUGCCACUUGUCACAGUGGUGUAGUGGUUAUCCGCGCAAACCUAAGAACAUUAUCAUUAUCUCCUGGCGGAGCCGUCCUCCCUCCGCCGCUCUUCUUUUUGCAGGUUGCAAGUUCGAGAUGGGCAAGAGUUUUUUUGCAUGUGGGCUUUUCGCCAUUUUGACGGUUUUCCUUUUAUUGUGCGACGCCGAGCAAACAUCAUCCUGAAAACAAUUUUUCCUGCGGAAACACAUGGCCAACUGCCAGUGAUAUGCGUACUGCUAGCACCUGACAAGUGUAUGCAAUGAAACAAACCGGAUAGCCCGAAUCAUUAGCGGAGAUAGCGAACACGCAGCAAGAAAGCCAACU